Messenger RNA from Impatiens glandulifera, 2168 nucleotides. Its product is annotated as transcription factor MYC1-like. NCBI's taxonomy places the organism in Eukaryota, Viridiplantae, Streptophyta, Magnoliopsida, Ericales, Balsaminaceae. The transcript is spliced from 9 exons. Gene Ontology annotation, molecular function: protein dimerization activity. The record is from RefSeq and is a predicted model, not a curated record. Bases 169 to 1980 code for a protein of 603 amino acids.
UACAAGCUGAUAAAAUGGGGAGGGGCAGUAAUAAACUAGUUCAUGUAAUUCUAUCCUAUUUCUCUGAACCCAGUAAACAAAUCUUUCACCUUUAUAAGUUGAUCCACAAUUGAAGGAAGGAAGGAAGGAAGAAGAAGAAGCCUCAGAGGUUAGUUGGUUGUGUUCUUCAUGGAAAUGUCUAAUGGAGAAGAAACCAGACAGAAGAUUCCUGGAGAUCUUAGAAGGCAACUUGCUGUUGCUGUUAGGAGUGUUCAAUGGAGCUAUGCAAUUUUCUGGCAACCCUCAACUACACAACAAGGGAUACUUGAAUGGGGUGAAGGAUACUAUAAUGGGGACAUUAAGACAAGGAAAACAGUUCUAUCCAUGGAACUUAAAGCAGAUAAAAUAGGUUUGCAGAGGAGUGAGCAACUAAGAGAGCUGUAUGAAUCACUUUUAGAAGGAGAAAGCGAACAGCAAACCGAAAGGCCUUGUGCUGCACUGAAUCCAGACGAUCUAUCAGAUGCAGAGUGGUAUUACCUAGUCUGUAUGUCCUUUGUGUUCAAUCCUGGCCAGGGUUUACCAGGGGGCACAUUAGCAAAUGGUCAAACCAUAUGGUUAUGUAAUGCUGAUUCUGCUGAUAGUAAAGUGUUCUCGAGAUCACUUCUCGCUAAGAGUGCAUCCAUUCAGACUGUCGUAUGCUUUCCUCAUUUCGGUGGUGUCAUUGAACUAGGUGUGACGGACCUGGUGCGGGAAGAUCUUAAUCUCAUUCAUCACAUCAAGGCUUCUUUACUGGAGCUCUCAAAACCUGUCUGCUCUGAGAAUGUUAUUUCAGCAUCCCAUUCCAAGGAUGGAAAUGACUGUGUCUGUAUUAAAAUAGAUAAUGAGAUCAUGAACAGUGUGAUGGCUUUAGAAGAUUUCUAUUCUCUGCAAGACAUUAACAUUGUUGGUAGUCAAGAAAGUUUUGGUGGUGAAUUGGAUGGAAAUAUGGAAGAAAACAGAUAUGAACACGACCAGCAGACUGAAGAAGACUCUUUCCUAUUGGACAAUGUUGAUGAUGAUGAUGGGCUGCAUGAUAUAGGGAACUACUUACAAGAUUCUAUGGAACCAGAGGAUAUAACUUGUGACAAAUCUAAUGAAAACAAUUUGAAGGAUCUCCAUAGAAACAAUGCCACAAAGCUUAGCUCCUUGGACUUGGGAAAUGAAGAUGAUCUUCAUUACAGAAGAACUCUGUCAGUUGUUCUAGGAAAUUCCAACAAGUUUCUCGCCAAUCUUUUAGCAGGAAGCUGCAAUAACAAAUCGGGAUUCGUGAGCUGGAAGAGAGGGCAAGUGGUUGAAACCCAUCCACCAAAGGUACAACAGAAUUUGUUGAAGAAGAUUCUAGUUGAGGUUCCUCUUAUGCACGAAUCAUGCUCAAUUAACUCCCAAAAAGAAAUAGGAAAAAGAGACCAGUUCAUACGUCUUGCUUAUCCUGAUAAGAGAAUCGAGAAUGAAAAAUUAUCCCUCCUCAAGUCCAUGGUUCCAUCUAUUAAGGAGAUUGACAGAUCAUCAGUUCUUGGUGACACCAUAGAGUACUUGAAAGAGCUUGAGGCAAGAGUGGAAGAACUGGAAUCUUGCAUUGACCUAACUGAUUCUGAAGCAAGAGCUAGAAGAAAAAGACAUCAGGACAUGGUAGAACAGAUAUCUGACAACUAUGAUAAUAAGAAGACUAGUAUAAACAAGAGGAAGGCUAAUGACAUUGAUGAAACAGAAUCCAGUCUGGAGAUGAAGGUGAGUGUAAAAGAGGAAGAAGUCCUUAUAGAGAUGAGAUGCCCUUGGAGAGAAUACUUAAUGUUGGAUAUAAUAGAUGCAAUGAACAAUCUCCAUCUAGAUGCUUAUUCACUUCAGUCAUCAAAUGCUGGUGGAAUUCUCACCAUGACUCUUCAAUCCAAGGUUCGAGGAGCAGCAGUUGCAUCAACAAGGAUGAUAAAACAAGCACUAUCAAAUGUUGUUGGAAAAUGUUGAGGAAAUCAGAAGACAGAUCUUUCCAAAGGGUGGUAUUGAUUUUGAUAGGGUUUUGCUUGAGGAGAAUCUAUGCUAGCUUUUAAGUUUUUAUAGAUUAUUCAUGUCUUAAUUACUUGUUUGUUGUAUAAUUAAGCUCACUUUUCUGGACACAUCCUUUUGAAGAAUCAAACUCAGGGAGAUAUAUCCAU